CCGCCCCGCUCCGCCCUGACGGCGAGAAGAUGGCGGCGGCCGAGGCGGCGUGGAACCGGCUGGACGUGCCGUGGCCGGCCGGCAGCCACACGGUGCCCCUGGCGGCCCGGCACCCCGCAGUGAGGGGCCUGCCGGCGCUGCGGCGCCGCUGCGGGGCGGCCGUGCAGGGGCUGUGCGGGAGAGGCCCGGCCGUCGAGGGACGCGUCCUGCGGGGCCUGCUGUACGUGUACCGCCGCAGGCUGCUCCGGCACCGGCCGUACCUGGCCCUGCAGCAGGUGGAACAAUGCUUGAAGCGCCUGUGGAAGAUGAACUUGGUGGGCAGCAUUGAAACCCUGGCAGAACUGAUUCCCAAGAAAAAUAAAUCCCAGGCCCAUGCAGAGUACUUAGUUCCCAGCCAGCCUAUGCUGGAAACGGUGGCUGUGAAGGUACUGGGAGGCUGCAAGCUCAUUCUGCGUCUACUGGACUGUUGCUGUAAAGCAUUUCUCUUGUCCGUUAAACACCUCUGUUCACAAGAAUACAUACUUUUGAACACCGUGGCUUCGGGGUUGUUGAGCCGGCUAUGGAUUCAGUACAGAUGCAUAUUGCAGAGCCUCGUCUCCUUGUAUGGUGUGCUGUCAACAUCACUGCGUCUGGUGUCUGAGACACAGCAGAUGCCUUAUAUUAAGGGGUUUGCCUUCCCGUCUGAUAUCAGAAACUUUCUUGGAGUUGACCUUUCUUCUGAGGUGAAGAAGCAAAAGGCUAAAAUGCUAACAGCAAAACGACCCACCAGCUGGAUGAAGAAGCUUUUCCCAGCCGUGCCAAAGGCAGCGUCAGAGGCUGGGAAAAAGAGGGGUUUUGUGACCUGUGCAAGUGCCGUGAAAAACUCGAGCGUCCCUACAGAUGUUGGAGAGCCAGUUCUGGUGACCAGAGAGAACAGAGGAAAGCACCUGGGGUUUGACGUGAAGAGCUUACUUAGACCAUCCAGACCUCAAACACAAGAGGAUAGAUACAUUACAUCAACACCUUUUAAAGAAAUGCCAGAAUCGCUUUCCCAUUAUAUGGCAAAAUUGCAGCACACUGGGUCUCUCGUACAGAUGUUUCAAACAGCUGCAUCUUUUGGGGAGCUGUCAGAGGCACUCAGAAAAGCUAUUCUGUGGUGCAAAGGCAACAAACUCAAACCAGCAGCUUAUUUUCUGCGUAACAAAUUGUUGAAAAGCAACCGGCUACACCAUGUGGAGGCGCAAGGAUGCAGCCUGCGGAAGAAGCUGUGCUGUGUUAAAACCUCUCUCUGCAAAUACCUCCUGUACGGCUCCCAGAGCACGCGCUGCUGGCCGAGGCAGUACCUGGGGGCACGGCUCUGGCAGAGGAAGAUGAAAUUAUCCAAGCGCUUGAAGAGAACUCAGACUGCACAGCAAAACCAGCCUGAGCUUUUUGGAGUCUGUGAGAACGGUGCUUUACUCACUGGGGGGCCUUCAGGACAGGCUGGACCUUCCAUUGCUUGUACAGCCGCUGACAAACUGAGCACACCAGGGACCCCGAAGCAGCUGCUGUUGAGAGGAAGCCCUGGCUCCGUGCAGGAAGAAGUCUCUGACAACACUGAUAUCGAUUCUAUUUUUGCUGCAAUGGGUGUCUGAUCCUGGACUGGGAGGACGAGGGGUUGCCUUUUUUCUAUGUUAAACUCUCAGAAUACUUACAGUGUUUUGGUAACUCAUACCCUAAAUUCUGCUAAGAAAAUAACUAUUUUAGUAUAUUUUUAUAAAAUAGCAUUUUUUUUAAUGAAGCAGUGUUCAAAACAGAUGAGCAAUCUUUAUCCUUUCACCUAGACUUUUCAGGAACAGCAGCUUUAAAUUAACUUUUAUUUAAAGUCCUUUCUCUGUUGCUGGACCAUCAUCCCCAGUGCAAAUAACUAGCAACCAAGGCAGAAGGCUGCAGCUGAUCAUUUGCUGCUGCCUAGGACCAAAGAUUUGUCACUUUUCCAAGUAAGUGUCAUUAUACUUUUCCUUCUUUGCCGCCUCAUACAGGCGACAGUCUUCACUUACAGUAUUACCAGUUUUCAGUGUUUGUUGUCCAGCAUUUGUUGUCCUUGUCCUGAAAUGGGGAGUUACCUGAAUCCUGCUGCUCCAGAAACGGGGCAAAACACAGACAGGGCCUAUAAAAGUAAACUUACCCGUGAACUUGUC
Molecule: messenger RNA, 2159 nt
Organism: Cygnus atratus (black swan)
Lineage: Eukaryota; Metazoa; Chordata; Aves; Anseriformes; Anatidae
Gene: RMP64
Product: nucleolus and neural progenitor protein
Exons: 9
Coding region: 30-1613 (527 amino acids)
Biological process (GO): positive regulation of Notch signaling pathway
Cellular component (GO): nucleus
Source: RefSeq, a predicted model, not a curated record